UUUUCUCCACCUGGGCACAUGACAAACUCCAGCAAGGAUGUUAUUCAUACCACGCACCAGACACUUUGUUCUGGGGAAACCAAAGCUGUUGGCGCGGAAAGGCUGAGUGCCACUGUUUCAUCAAAUCCAAUGCGAACAGCCUUCUGCUGAUGGUGCUUGCUGCAAGAGUGGAAAUAAUAACUGGUGAGUCUAGGAGACUCCCUCGAUCUUCUGAGGAUCGUGCUCAGGUCACCGACAACAAGCAAGGCACCAUAGCUCAGCCCUUGUGGAAGACAAAAGGACAAGUAGAGUGGCUUCUCGGUGCUCAGCGGCUCUCUUACUGCAUGGUCUUGUGGGGCCGUUUAGACCAGCAAUGCAGCCAGCUGGCUGGGAAUCUAUUCUGUCUGUACAGUGAGUCCCUGGUUACUGCCUGGGUCUCUAAUAGGCCUUCCUCUUCACGACCUCAGUGCAUUAAAUUUCAUAAAGUCCGUACUCAAUUCCUGCUGCAAUUUCAGGCUGGAGGACCUCCACAGUUUUCUCAGACUAAAACCUUACUCCACCAUGUGAACCAACUCCAACUUUUGACACAAAAUAUGCCAUCUCUGCCUCAGGGCCAGACUCAGGCCCAAAUCCCAUGCUCUCUCCCAAGCCCACCACUUUCUUCCCUAUCUUGGAUUAGGUCCUGUACAGCAGUGAUUCCCACAUCCCAGAUGAGGGUUCAGUUUUUCAACCCCUUUGAAAAUAAGUGCCUGGAAAGGCCCUUGAAGAAGCUACUGAAAUGGAGGAUGGUUUUAGCCUCUGUGCUCCAAAAACCUCAGGAAGCCAUUAUCCCACCCAUUUUCUACCUUCCUCAGGGCAGCCAGGCCUCCCAGACCCCCAAGUCAGCUGCCCCCUUUCAUGAGUACUCUGAGAGCCAGGUGCAGGAGAAGCAGGUUCUCACACAGCCCUUAGCACCAGCCUGUGAAGUCAGCAAAGCUGUGCCAGAGACAAAAUCCUGGUACUCUGACAGCCUUUUAAAGAAAAACUCAAUUACCUUGCAACUAAAAAACCCAAGAGAAGCUCUACAGCAUGAGCCAGAAGAUCAACUGCAGAAUUUAGUAGUCACCUCCCAGAAAGCUCAGGAUGAUAACAAGUAUUCAGAAAAUAACUUCAAGGGACCUAAGAAAAGUGACUCAGGAAGUCAUUUUUCUAGGAAUCUAGACAAGAAGCAUCUAGGGAAAUGCCUGCAAGAACAUCUGGGUGAGAAGUUGGGGCAACUGUAUGAGGGCCUAGUCCCUGGGUAUGUGCAGAGAUCCUGGCUGACUCCUACUUACAGCUUGAACAUGUCCAGCACCCACAAGCAACCCAGAAACCUAGCCUGCUCCAAGAACCAGGAAACCCACAUGGACACCUCUCAGAACCUCUCCUUCCUCGAUCUGAAAACGUGCCUCUUAUUGGAAGCACAUAUUAAAAGUCCUCGAUUAAGGCUCAGGAGGGGGCGACACUUACAGGCCCCCCGGCCUGUAAAUGUCCACAUAGGUGCAGCCCUAGACUCACUCUUGCCACAGCCUACCUUUACCUCCUUGGUCUCCUGGGACUCUUGGCCCAGAUUCAUUGGCAAAGUUGGAAUUAUCCCUGAAGAACUGUCUCAGAAAGUUCUAGAACAGAAGGAAAUAACACAGUCACUUUACUCCCUGCACAGUCAUCUCCCUGCCUUGUCAGUUGCGUGUAAGAAAAUGCAGAGGUCCUGCAGUGAGACCCCAGCUUGGCAGCACUAUGAGCCCACAAAGGCCCCACCAGCUAAACAGCAGGGUAGGCAUCUCCCUCCUCCUCCUCCCCCUCCUCCUCCU
Messenger RNA from Fukomys damarensis (Damara mole-rat), 1808 nucleotides. Its product is annotated as spermatogenesis-associated protein 31E1-like. The transcript has a single exon. Lineage: Eukaryota; Metazoa; Chordata; Mammalia; Rodentia; Bathyergidae. The record is from RefSeq and is a predicted model, not a curated record. The annotation marks the transcript as partial.